This is a messenger RNA of Girardinichthys multiradiatus, 13256 nucleotides long. Its product is annotated as plexin-A1-like. The coding region runs from base 894 to 6584 and encodes 1896 amino acids. Gene Ontology annotation, cellular component: semaphorin receptor complex. The transcript has 33 exons. The record is from RefSeq and is a predicted model, not a curated record. Gene Ontology annotation, molecular function: protein binding; semaphorin receptor activity. NCBI's taxonomy places the organism in Eukaryota, Metazoa, Chordata, Actinopteri, Cyprinodontiformes, Goodeidae. Gene Ontology annotation, biological process: regulation of cell migration; regulation of cell shape; regulation of GTPase activity.
GGGAAGAAAGGUAUGAAUACUUUUUCACGGUGCUGUUAAGCUACAAGCAUUUAUACUUUGCUGUGAACGCAAGCUCAAUACCCCAAACCAGCGUGCACCCCCGAAAAGUAAGAUGUAAAAACAACACAAGAAUCAAAGAACAAAAAGGAGAGAGAAGAUGGGGAUACACCAGCGAUCUAUAAGAUGACAGCUGCAAUCAGUCAAGCUGAACAGGAACAUCUUCAAUCACAGAACCUGAUUGUUGUCAGACAGCCCAAAACUGGAGUACAAGGAGGAUAAGAGCUCAUGGAGCUGCAGACUGAAACGGGUCCGAUGCUGCCACCCAUGCGCGCCCUGCAGUAGUGCGUUGUACAACCCGAUGCAACGCACGUUAUCCACUAGGGGGCGCAUGGUCACCAACCUCUCCAUCUCUCUCUCUCCAUGUUCCCCUCUUCAUCCGUCUGUAGCAGGGGGAUGCCGGAGUCCAGCCGCAGCUCUUUUCUCAUUCAUGCUGAGCGCUGCUCUCCUGUGCGCACGGAUCUGCAGAGCUGAGCUUUUUUGAACCGUUGCUGCUGUUUCUGUUCUCUUGACAAGCCAAGCGGGAAUGGAAACGUCUUCUGCUGCAAUUCUGACAUCCCGAUAAAAGAAAAGAAGAAGAAAUAAUGUCAAGUAGGGAUAAUGCAAAACACGGCUUAAUCAGGCUUGUAGCAGACAAGGCUGAGGAUCCAGGGAUGAAGAUAUAAAAUCAACACUAAAGAAAAGGGGAUAACAGAGACCUAGAAGAUUACUACUUUGAGACAAUUUUUUUUUUUUUACAUCACCGAACCCUGCGGUCUUUUAAAGCACUGACUGACCCCUUCACGCAUUACACUCUCAAAAAUACACACCAACACCCACUCCCCCCACUCACCACCAUGUCCUUACACCUUAAUCCACCACUUGUCAUCUUCCCUUUACUUUUCCUUCUCCUCUCCCUUCCCAAGACCUCCACAUCUACCACUCCUUCCGCCUCUUCUCUCCUCUCCUUCUCUCCACCGGAAGGGGGUCUCACACAUUUGGUGGUCCACAACAAAACUGGAGAGGUCUAUCUGGGUGCUGUCAACUGGAUCUACAAGCUAUCCAGCAACCUUACCAAGCUGCGGAGCCACGUUACCGGGCCUGUCACUGACAACCCUCGCUGUUACCCUCCCCCUGGUGUUCAGUCCUGCCCACAUGAGCUAGUGCAGACUUCUAAUGUCAAUAAACUCCUGCUACUUGAUGCUGCCCACAACCGCUUAAUUGCGUGUGGGAGUACUUCCCAGGGAAUAUGCCAGUUCCUGCGUCUGGAUGAUUUAUUUAAGCUUGGUGAGCCACACCACCGUAAAGAGCAUUAUCUAUCCAGUGUUGCGGAGGCAGGCACCAUGUCUGGCGUAGUGAUCCCCCCUGAUAUUUUUGGUGGGGGCGGCAAGCUCUUUGUCGGCACCCCCAUUGACGGGAAAUCAGAGUAUUUUCCUACACUGUCGAGUCGCAAGCUGAUGUCGAAUGAGGAGAAUGCUGACAUGUUCAGCUUUGUGUACCAGGACGAGUUUGUGUCUUCCCAGCUUAAGAUUCCCUCAGACACUCUGUCCAAGUUCCCAGCGUUUGACAUCUACUACAUCUAUGGCUUCAACAGUGAGCAGUUUGUGUAUUACCUCACCUUACAGCUCGAUACCCAACUCACUUCACCAGAUGCAAGCAGCGAACAGUUCUUUACUUCCAAGAUCGUCCGCUUAUGCGUUGAUGAUCCUAAGUUCUAUUCGUAUGUUGAAUUCCCCAUUGGCUGCACUAAAGAUGGAGUGGAAUAUCGCUUGGUUCAGGAUGCUUAUUUGGCCCGACCAGGAACCCGCUUGGCACGUUCUCUUGGUAUUCGAGAACACGAGGAGGUUCUGUUCACUGUAUUUGCCCAAGGUCAGAAGAACAGAGCCAAGCCACCCAAGGAGUCCGCUUUGUGUUUGUUCACAAUGAGGCAGAUAAAGGAGAAGAUAAAAGAGAGGAUUCAGUCAUGCUACAAAGGAGAAGGAAAACUCUCCCUGCCCUGGCUGCUCAACAAGGAGCUGGCCUGCAUCAACUCGCCGCUGCAGAUAGACGAUAACUUCUGCGGCCAGGACUUCAACCAGCCCCUUGGAGGUACAAAAGCCAUUGAGGGCAUCCCACUUUACGUGGACAAGGAUGACGGCAUGACUUCUGUGGCGGCAUACGACUACAGAGGAAACACUGUGGCGUUUACUGGCACUCGCAGUGGACGCAUAAAGAAGAUCGUGGUGAACUCCGAUUCCCAGCCUGCCUUGUUGUAUGAGAAUGUGAUGGUGAGCGAUGGGAACCCCAUCCUGAGAGAUCUGCUCUUCAGUCCAGAUCAUCAGUUCUUGUACGCCCUCACUGAUAAACAGGUCACCCAUGUGCCAGUGGAAAGUUGUGAACAGUACACUUCUUGUAGAGACUGCCUGGGAUCAGGAGACCCUCACUGUGGCUGGUGUGUGCUACAUAACAUAUGUUCGAGGAGGGAUCGCUGCGAGCGAGCAGAGGAGCCUCAGCGUUUUACCACAAGAGUGGAGCAGUGUGUUCAUCUUUCCGUCCACCCUGAGACGGUCUCUGUCACCAUGUCAGAAGUGCAGUUGGUGCUUCAGGCGCAGAACGUGCCCAGUCUGUCUGCAGGAGUGAACUGCUCCUUCGAGGACUACGUAGAGACAGAAGGACGCAUCUACAGUGGACGGAUCUUCUGUCUGUCUCCCUCUACGAAAGAAAUUGCUCCUAUAACACGAGACCAGGGUGAUCGACGUAUAAUAAGGCUGUAUCUGAAGUCAAAAGAGACUGGGAAGAAGUUUGCCAGCGUCUUGUUUGUCUUCUACAACUGCAGCGUCCACCAGUCGUGCCUGUCCUGCGUUAACGCCAACUUCCCCUGCCACUGGUGCAAAUACCGCCACAUGUGCACACAGGACGCCAGCGACUGCUCCUUCCAGGAGGGCCGUGUUAACACUUCGCAGGAGUGCCCCCAGAUCCUGCCAUCCACUCAGAUCUACAUUCCUGCCGGGGUAAUGAGGCCAAUCACUCUGCUGGCUCAGAACCUGCCCCAGCCUCAGUCCGGACAGAGGAACUAUGAGUGCAUCUUUCACAUCCAGGGAAACACGCACAGUGUCCCUGCGCUGAGGUUCAACAGCUCAAGCAUCCAGUGUCAGAAGACCACGUACGACUACGAGGGCGGCGGUAUCAGUGACCUGCCGGUUGACCUCUCCGUGGUGUGGAACGGGAACUUUGUCAUUGACAACCCGUUCAAUAUUCAAGCCCACCUGUACAAGUGUAGGGCGUUACGAGACAGCUGCGGGAUGUGCCUGAAAGCUGACCCCAGGUUUGAAUGCGGUUGGUGUGUCCAAGAUAAGAAGUGCUCGCUGCGGCAGGAGUGUACAGGUGGAGGAAACUCCAACAUGCCGCUGGCUGAAGGUGGAGGAUGGAUGCAUGCCACAUCUGGAAACUGCCGUUGCACUCACCCUAAGAUCACAAAGCUGUUCCCGGAGACCGGACCUCGUCAAGGCGGGACCAGGGUGACUAUCUGGGGGGAAAACCUGGGCCUUCAAUUCCGAGACAUCCAAAUGGGAGUCAGGUUGGGAAAGGUGCCCUGUGUACCGAUUGAAGAGGAGUAUAUUAGUGCUGAGAGAAUCGUUUGUCUGCUGAAUGAUGCUACUGGCUUCCGGGUCCAAGAAGCUCAGGUGGAGGUGUGUGUGAGAGACUGCAUCAACGACUAUAGAGCUCUGUCACCAAGGCCAUUCACCUUUGUGACUCCUUACUUCACUCGUAUCCAGCCAUCUCAGGGUCCCAUUUCUGGCGGCACUAGGGUCACCAUUGAGGGAAGCUAUCUCAAUGCAGGCAGCUACGUUUCUGUCAGCAUCGGACCGCAGCCCUGUCAUUUUAAGAGGAGGAAUGGACGAGAGAUAGUGUGCAUUACCCCAGCCGGACAUGCACCAAGCACUUCAUCAGUCCUGGUGGACAUUGAUGACGCUGAGCUUCGGAACCCAGAGGUCAGAUUUAACUACACUGAAGACCCCACAGUCCUGAAAAUAGAGCCUGACUGGAGCAUUGCCAGUGGUGGAACUCCUCUGACAGUGAGUGGGACCAAUCUCGCAACCAUCAGAGAACCAAAGAUCAGGGCCAAGUACGGCCAGGCGGAGUCCUUUCAUAACUGCACCGUGUACAACAACUCUGUGAUGGUCUGCCUCGCUCCGUCAGUGGCCGAUUCCGAGCUGGGCUUUUCCGACACCGGCACUGGUCCAGAUGAAAUCGGCUUUUACAUGGACAACGUCAACUCUCUGGUGGUGGUCAACGAGACAUUCAACUACUAUCCUGACCCAGUCUUUGAGCCGCUGAGUCCAUCUGGUGUACUGGAACUCAAACCCACAUCACCACUAAUACUCAAGGGUCGUAACCUGAUCCCAGCGGCCCCAGGUAACAGCCGCCUGAACUACACGGUCCUGAUUGGAGAGACUCCCUGUGUUCUGACCCUGUCUGAGAGCCAGCUGUUGUGCGAAUGGCCCAACCUCACUGGACAACACAAAGUCACGAUCCGUGCAGGUGGAUUUGAAUACUCACCAGGAACUCUUCACAUCUACUCGGACAGCCUGCUCACCCUUCCUGCUAUCAUUGGCAUUGGAGGGGGCGGGGGCCUGCUUCUCUUGGUCAUCAUUGCUGUUCUGAUAGCCUACAAGAGGAAGUCGAGGGAUGCGGACCGCACUCUGAAACGUCUGCAGCUCCAAAUGGACAACCUUGAGUCACGAGUGGCCCUGGAGUGUAAAGAAGCUUUCGCCGAGCUGCAGACAGACAUCCAUGAACUGACCCAGGAAUUGGAUGGAGCCGGGAUUCCUUUUUUGGACUAUCGCACGUAUGCAAUGAGGGUCCUGUUUCCAGGAAUUGAGGAUCAUCCUGUGCUUAAGGAGAUGGAGGUACGGGUCCAAGCCAACGUUGAGAAGGCACUCACGCUGUUUGGGCAGCUGUUGACUAAGAAGCACUUCUUACUGACAUUCAUACGAACACUUGAGGCUCAAAGGUCAUUUUCGAUGCGGGAUCGAGGCAACGUGGCGUCUCUGAUCAUGACGGCCCUUCAGGGGGAGAUGGAGUACGCGACAGGGGUCCUGAAACAACUACUGUCUGAUCUGAUAGACAGAAACCUGGAGAGCAAAAAUCAUCCCAAACUGCUGCUAAGGAGAACGGAGUCUGUUGCUGAAAAGAUGCUAACCAACUGGUUUACUUUCCUCCUGUACAAGUUCCUCAAGGAGUGCGCCGGCGAGCCUCUGUUCAUGCUGUACUGUGCCAUCAAGCAGCAGAUGGAGAAGGGACCCAUUGAUGCCAUCACAGGAGAAGCUCGCUACUCCCUCAGCGAGGACAAGCUCAUCAGGCAACAGAUUGACUACAAAACACUGACGCUGCACUGUGUCAACCCAGAAAAUGAAAACGCCUCUGAGGUGACCGUCAAGGGUCUGAACUGUGACACCAUCACUCAGGUCAAAGAGAAGUUGCUUGAUGCUGUGUACAAAGGCAGCCCUUACUCACAAAGGCCAAAGGCUUCUGAUAUGGACCUUGAAUGGCGUCAGGGUCGGAUGGCCCGAAUCAUUCUGCAGGAUGAAGACGUCACAACCAAGAUCGACAACGACUGGAAAAGACUCAACACACUAGCUCACUAUCAGGUAACAGAUGGCUCAGUGAUCGCCCUGGUGCCAAAGCAGAAUUCUGCGUAUAACAUCUCCAACUCCUCCACCUUCACAAAGAGCCUAAGCAGAUACGAGAGCAUGCUGAGAACAGCCAGUAGUCCAGACAGCCUACGGUCCAGAACACCUAUGAUCACGCCGGACCUGGAGAGUGGGACAAAACUGUGGCAUCUGGUGAAGAACCACGACCACUCAGACCAGAGGGAGGGGGACCGAGGAAGCAAGAUGGUCUCUGAGAUUUACCUGACCAGGCUGCUGGCCACAAAAGGAACGUUACAGAAGUUUGUCGAUGACUUGUUCGAGACUAUCUUCAGCACAGCUCAUAGAGGAAGCGCUCUGCCGCUUGCCAUCAAGUACAUGUUCGACUUCCUGGAUGAACAAGCUGACAAACACUCCAUCAACGACUAUGACGUACGACACACCUGGAAGAGCAACUGUCUUCCUCUGCGGUUCUGGGUGAACGUGAUCAAGAACCCUCAGUUUGUAUUUGACAUCCAUAAAAACAGCAUCACGGACGCAUGCCUCUCUGUUGUGGCUCAGACCUUCAUGGACUCAUGUUCGACGUCUGAGCACAAACUAGGAAAAGACUCGCCUUCAAAUAAGCUUCUGUACGCUAAAGACAUUCCCAACUACAAGAGCUGGGUAGAAAGAUAUUACUCGGACAUUUCCCGUAUGCCAGCAAUCAGCGAUCAGGACAUGAGUGCCUACUUAGCAGAGCAGUCCCGGCUGCACCUCGACCAGUUCAACAGCAUGUCUGCUCUGCAUGAGAUCUACACCUACAUCAUCAAAUACAAAGAUGAGAUCCUGUCUGCACUACAGAAGGACGAGCAGUCUCGCAGGCAGCGGCUACGUGGCAAGCUAGAGCAGGUCAUCGACACAAUGGCCCUGGCAAGCUGAGGACUGGCCAAUCAGACACCUCAGCUAGCGCAGGGCUAACUCACACGCCUUCCCUCACCACUUCUGACAUCCCAUGACAUUUUGAUUUUUGACAUUUGAAAUCUGUUGUCACCACGCUCGCAGACAACAACCUACAGCAGUGGAAAAGACUGCAAGGACACGAGCACCGAGCAGCAGGGGCACACUGGAGGGACAGCAAAGUUUGGAUGCUAUCAGAAUGUUUAUUUACCCCGUUUUUUUUCCUUCUUCUUCUCGUCUGAGCCACAACUCUUACUAUGAUCAGCCAAAUCAAAAACAACCCCCAGCCUCAGCUAAUAUGGACCUGAGCCUAAACAGGUGAGCAGAAAAAACUCAUUUAGCUGAAGCUGAAACCCUGCAGGAAAGGUACAAGCCACAACUUGGUAGUUUCCACUGCCAAGGCAACAGUUCAGACUGCGAGUCGUCCAAAAUCCAGGAGAUUUUAUCACUCUUCCUGAUUCCCUUUCUGUUGCUAUUGUCCAUGGGGGAGAUAAAACAUCAGGGACUUUUGCAGAACUGCAGCAACAAGACAUGGCAGAGAUUUACUUAGCCAGUCAAAGACGUUUCAGUAUGCUGCUGCCACUGCAGAACGAUCACAACGGAGGACUGACCUGAGAAGCAAUUUCUGGUUUGUACUCUCCAGGUUUCUAUCAGCGAAAACGCCUCUGAAGUCAAACAAAAAAGUUCCAUAGUUCUACAUUUAAAUCGUCAUUGCAUCAAAUUCUUUUCUCUUCCCGGUGGCCGACUCUCCCCAGUGCUGUGCCACUUGUGUUACUGCUGAAUUUGCACAACAAAAGCUAAAUCAAAAGAGAGAAGAGGAUAUAUGAUUAAAUAUAUAUAUAGAUAUAUAAAUACAACACUUUGUUUUUAAAACAAAUCAAAAGUUGAACUUUUUUCCAUUUCAAUGUACAAAAGAUAUGUUUCAGAAAAUCUGAUAUUUCCUAGAUGAAAAAGAAUUAAGAAAACACAAGGAAAAAGAUGUCUUGUGCCAUGUUUUACUUUGAAUGUCGUUUAGUGCAAAGAGACUUCUUUUUGUUAGAUGAAAUGUGCUAUUAUGAUCAUGUCGUCAUGCUUAGUGACAGAGUUUAAAAACAGGUAAACAGCAGAAAUAUAUGAAUAUUUUACAGGCACUUUCUAUGUUACAUGAGGUCUUGGUGGCCAUUUUGUGUUACAUCGCUGGCUUUGGGGAUUGUAAAAAGACAAAUGAUGUCUAGAAGCCACCUUCGAGCCAACCAACCUGCAGUGCUUUUGUGUUUGCUUUUUAGAGAAACCAAAUACAUCAAAGUCAUCUGUUUUAGACGAGACAACAGUCAUUUAUGUUUAAGGCAGCCUCAUGCUGUGCUGGUAGACUCAGAGGCAUUAGGCAGUUAUUUAAGCAGAUCCCUGGCACACUGUGCUGUAUAGCUUCUUGGUCUUGUUUUCUAGACCUCCCCUCUCGUCUAAAACACUUUAUGGGGCAUGCCUUCUCAAAUGAAGGAUAGUUUCGCUGUGCAGAGAAAAGUGAAUCAGUUUUGUCAAGUCUGCAGUAAAGCCUGUAAUGCUUAAAGGGCCCCAUUUUUUUAAAAUGUGAAUGUGGUUUUACAAAAAAAAUAAUGAAAUGUAGCUUGAAAUAUGUGUUUUUGUACAAGUUGAAGGCCUUUCUCUUUUGGUUUUUUGUGGUUUUUUAGAGGUAAAAAGAUCUAAAACAUGUCCUGAUGUUUUUCCUUGCACAGUUUGCAAGAGCACAUGAACAUUCAGUGCUUUGAAAGGUAUUUUGUUCAUUUACAUCUCGUUUUCCCUCACAUGUACAUGGUUUCUUCAUAGGGUUGGAAAAGGAGAUAAAGGCUUGAAACUGUGCACACCAAGGUAAAAUGUUACAAACUCUGCCAUCAAUUAACAUCAACAUUAGAUACAGACCGUCAGACAAUGCAAAUCAGAUAAACAGGAAACAAUUGGUGUCACAUGGAUGUGUUAAACUUACAAGACCUUUCACACCUAUUGGCACCUCUGGCAAAAAUGUGAAUAACACUUUAAAAGAAAAUCUCUUAUUGCAGAAGUAUAGUCUCACACUGUUAAUUUUAGAAAAAUCCAUUGGCUUUCCCAACAGUUCAUAUUAUUUAUGUAUAACUGAAGUAUUUUUGCAAUUCCUACUUCUCUUUCAAAUCGAUCUGAAAAUCAAGGAAAUUUUAGGUUUGUUUUCCUAAGUUACAGAUUCGAUAUAGGCCCUUUUUUCACAUAUCCGCUGUUCAAAAUUGCCCAGAGAACAUGCAAUUAAAGUAAGGCAGAUAAGUGUCAACCAUACUGGUCUUGAAAUGGCUACAAAAACCAACUUGGCCACAUCUACAGUCAGUACUACAGUUAAAUAUAGUACAACUAAGAAUGAAAAACAUUGUAAACAAUUACAACUGUGUUAAAGAAGGGUGAAAAUUGAACCAAGUUUAAAUUACCACAGCACACAGUGAGGAGGAUGGUGAGGAAGGUAAAAUAAACUUUAAAGCCUUACUGAGAAGUACAGCAAAGAGUGUCAUCUUGGGAUCAUCAACUCUCUUUAACAGCCAUUAAAUCCUAGUGGGUCUGCUGUAAAACAGAGGACCAAUAUGAGAUAAACCACCUCAUGCUCACUGUUAAGUACAGUGAAGGAUCUGCGAUGCUGUGGGCCUCUCUCUUCCAAGGCUCUGUAAACCUCAUGAACUCUUUCAAGAAGUAUCUGGUUGACUUGACCACUGAACAAAAAAUGGCUAAUGAUUGUAUUUUCUGCCCAAUAACUUACAACAUAUAACAUUCAUAAUUCACCAGACAUAAAAAUUUACCUUCUUACAAGGCCUUUACAGUCACGAGACCUAAAUGUUUUAGAAAACCUGUGGGAACAGCUACAGAGAAGAGUGCAACUGAUGGGAGCAGUGCCGAACAGCUCAAAGAUCCCUCUGUCUGUAUGCUCUAUGUGAAAUGUUAUUGGAUAAGAUGAAGUACUGUCUUACAGACCAAAAGUAUUUGCACAAAGGAAAGGGGUUUAAAUAAUUGUGGCACCAUGAAAUUGAAAGAAAUAGUUUUUAAAUAAAUGCACUCAAAAGUUGGAUUUAAAAACCUUCAGAGUGAGAUUAUGCUACUGCAUUAAAAGUAGAUCAUUUUAAAUUGAUUUUUACACCUUUUAUAAUAAUAGUGGAGGAUGUAUUUUAACCUCUCCAACACAUGCAGUAAAAAAAGGCUCAAUCUUGACAAGCAUCUUACUGAGCAGCGUUUCAUCAAAGGAAACAUUUCUCCCAUAAGUUGUGCAAAUCUCGUGUGACUAAAAAUGUUGGAUCAUUUGGAAAAGCACAUAUGCACAUUUUAUGUGUUGUAAUGAUCAGUAUGAUAUGCAGCAACUGGAUGUAAUGUAAUAAUCUAAGAAAGAACAUUGACACACCACAAUGGUUUAAAACAAGUAAUCAAUUUUAUUACAUUUUAAAUGCAUAUUCAAUCCAAUUUAAAGUGGCAAAACGACAUCCAGUUGUCUGUUUCACUGCUGUGAAUGCAGAAGAUAAGUCCUUAACAGACUGAAAAGUGUGACCAACACCAUAAAAAUCACCAGAAGCUGUGAGACUCAACCUGAGUGAUAAUUGUUUAGUCAUAGCAAAAGUGUUCAUUUGGUGAUUUUCAGCUUUGGGACGUUUGUGGACACCUGCUUGUAUAUUUGGGAAGUACAAAGGCAAAAGACACAACAGGCUAAGUUUAAUCUGCAUAAAUCCACAUGAAUUUUAUGUCUAUGACUCAUACUUUAGCAAAUCAACAAAGGUUUAUGCAUUCCAGCAUGGUUCACUUUUAAAUUUAGUUUUUCUUUUUUUUUUUCAAACUUGCACCCUUGUACACCCAUUUCACAAACCUGAGUACAUAUAGCAGAUUUUAGCAUCAUUAAACAGAGUCCAGCUACAUAGUUUGAGCUAUUCUUCAUAUCUUCCAAAAACCCUUUAAAGAUCUAGUGUUCAUUUAAACAGCUCAUCUUGCUGUUUUUAUUUUACAUCAUGAAUAUGUGUCCAUACAUAAUGAAUCGUUCUGUAUGUGCUUCAAUACUUGAACCACCGAUUUAGACAGGGUAAAAAAAAGCAUACAGAGCGAGCCAACCAAAGCUCAUAGUCAUCCACACAAGGAAAGCAACUCCAUGAGAGGAAGUUGUCAUUGAGGUGUCUGCUUUACAGUUCUUCCACAAAGCAAUUUUCAGUGUUUUAAUAAUUGAAAUAUUUUCCAUAUUUAAAGUACUUAAUGUUUCUUCCUUUUUCUUGAAGUGUGGUAAAACGUAAAUAGUAUUACUUCCAUGUACAGGCAUUCAUUGACACAUUCUGUUCAAUCUAAAUGAGUAACUGAAACCAUCUGAGGAUGUGGACCACUACAUUGACAUUUGACUCUUAUUCACUUGCUCCGUAGAAGAAAACUUGUAGAAAUUGUUUUCAUGAUAUUGAAACAGUGCUGAGGUUUACCUCUUGGUCUCUUUUGUAGACAGUAGAAAAGUGAUGCUUUGUUUUAUCUGUUUUGCUUCUUGUUCUCUGCUUCACAACAAGUUUGAGUAAAAGAUAAACAAAAAAACUCAUCUAAGGCGCAGGAAGUUGCUUUAAAGGCCAAUAUACCUCUUCAUUUCCGAUUCCUUCACAUCUUUUGGGUUCAUUGUACUUUUUUCAGAAAAAGAAACUUUUAAAAGAGGAUUGAGCUAGUUGGUCCCUUGAUGACAACACACGUUUCAAUGUGCCUUGUUGGCUUCGUACGAUGUUGCUUCAAACUACAGAAAGGAAAUGAAUGAACUUUUUUUUGUUUGUUUUUUUUAAUCGGUCAGAAAAUAAAAAAAGGAAACAGAAAAGUAAUUUUAAUGUGUGAUAUUAUCAGCAGUUUGAAAAAAAGGAUCACAAGGGUAUUUAUUUUUUGAAAGAAAGGUUAUAAAAAAAUAAAAAGUUAAAGGUACAUAAGGUACAAAAUGGCAAUGACCAAUGCCCAGCUCAGAACCUCACGAACAUUGUUUUCCCGAACAAGCGUGUCAAGAUAAAGUACCUUCUAUACAUGCUAUACAAAUAAUAGAGUGCCAAUGAAUUGUGUGCUUUCAGCAUCUCUUGUUUAUCUGCUGGCUGCAUUUUCCGAGGACUCAGCUUUGUUUGAGGGUCUUAUUCUGAGUUAUGUUAGAGACCUCUAUCAGGGCUUUUGCCACCCAUUAGAAAAUUUAUGAGCCACAAAUAUUCAAGCUAAACAUAAUUUUUUUUUUCCAUAUUACAUAAGCUGAAAAAGUGAAAAUGUGUGGUUUUAUGAAUUUAAAACACUGGACUGUUUGUUUCCAUUUAACAAAAAAAUUAUUUUUGAUUGAAAUUUCAUUUUACACUUUUGCACAAAACUGGUCUUAAACAUAACUUUACCACAUUACUCAGUCCAUACAUAAAGAAAAAAAUAUUGUGUGGUUAUUAACACACAGCUUUCACGUUAACUUUUUUUCACUUUGCCUGAGGUGAUUUCGUUUAGCGAACAAUUGGGCCAAAUGCAGGUUUUUAUUAAGCAAGCAUUGUCCUAGCUCUAUUCAAGCCUGAUAAAACGGUAAUAAUAAUGUCUGAUGGUGUUUGAGUUAACCCAACGUGUUUGUAACGUUCAAAGCAAGUAACAGAUAGUUUUGUCAGUAAAGAGUAAAAAAAAAAACAAGAAACAGACAAAUUAAACUGAGUUAGCAUAUUUUAGCCAGCGAAUGAGAACAUUAUAACAAAAACUCAUGGAAACAAAAGUAAAGGUAGCAAUAUGUUAGUUUUAUCCAUAAAGAGUUGAAAAAAGAAGGGAAAAAGAUUAAUCAUACUGGGUUAGCAAACUUUAGCCAACAAAUUAGUGGACAAAGGUACAAAACAUGUGGUGGUGCAAUAAAUCCACUCUUCUGGUGUGGCUUAUAAUAGCUGAAAUUAUUAGGGGUGUAUUUUUGUACACUUGUCAUACCCAGGCAUUGUGUUUCAUUCUUUUGAGGUUAAAAUUUUUUUUAGAAACAUAGUAACCCUUGCAGUCCCCUCUUCCCACUAGCUAGGCUAGAUACUAAGCUGUUUGAAGUUCAUUUGAAAGUAGUAAGGCUAAGAUAGCUCUUCUGCUCUAUGAAAACCCAGUUUAGUCUAAAUCCUACAUGACAAAGCUGAUUCUUUAUUUACAAUAGUUCACAAUCUGGUGGAUGAUAUUCUAUUGACUUCAUAAACCUUUCUAAAUAUGUGGCACAGGUGAGAAAGUUUUCAAAAUUCUUAAGCCAUUAAAGCAAUUUCUCUGUUUCUGACAACUGACAAACGUUUUGCACAUUUUAAAAGCCAUUUUGAAAGUCCAUUCUAACGUAGAUGUUAAAUGGAUUUUAAUAUUCGGUCGAACCCUCCAGUAUGACACUCAUGACCCCAAAAAACAACACUUGCAGGUUUGUCAUCCUGUGCUUUGGCUUCCUCGCCAACACUUCGGAGACAGGCAGAGAAUGUUAAACACCUCUCACAGAUUAAAGAGAAGAGACACAGAAAGGAAAAAAAAUACCUUAGAGUUUUAAUACUUUAUGAAUUACGAUACCUUUUCAAGAGUUUCAGAUUUGAAGCUGCUGUGACAGGUUUUGGCUGUUUCACAACCAUGUAAAUACCCUGCUCUUUCCUAUUUUGCAGAUUUAUUACUUGUGUAUAGACACGCAUCAAGAAGAGAUUAAACAUGUUUUUGCUAAAUCUG